AUGGAUCUUAAUCACCUCACCCCGGAGGAAAUAGAGUUCGAACUGCUAGUUCGGAAAACGACUGGUACGAGAGGAAAAAACUUGGAGUGGAAAGCAUCACGACUACAGCAACUAUUGGACAGUGAACUCAAUGGAUCGCCGGUACCCAACUGUUCAUCCCACGUACUAACGGAUAUGGACAGUAUAUAUCAAUGUCAAACGAAGCUGUCUCCAAUUUUGCAAGCUUUGGAUGGUGCUUUCAGACAAAGGAACGACAACCAGGUGAAUGCAUUGAAAUCAAGACUGUUGCAUUACCAAUUUCGACUUUCGCUUAUAUCGGAUCCGAUGAUACUAAUCAAUGCAAAGAAAACACUGGAAAAGGUAGGCCUCGCUCUACAGAAAAUCGAGAAAUACAUCCAGAAUCAAGCAUCAGGAACAUCAGCAGGACAAGCGGAUACAGAGGACCUUCCAAGUGAUCCAGAAACGAUAAAGCGGUUAAAGAUCGCGAAACUUCAAUCGAGCAUCAACGAAACAUCAAAGCAUCAACUACAAUUAGAAAAGCAGCUUCAAGAAGAACUUCAGGGCAACCAAAUACCUGAAGAGCAGUCAAACCAGAAUCCAGUAGUUCUCGACGGGAAACAUCAAGACCAAGAGAAGCAAUCGAGGCUCCAACACCAACAAAUGGAAUAUCGUAGAGAGGAUCAACAAUUACCGCCACCUCAAGUUCAACAGUCUCAACAACAUCAACAGCAUCCAAAUCCCAUGGAACAACAACAACAACAACAACAAGAUCCACGACAACCAUCGCCGCAGCAAGGUUUUCAUCAGGAGCAAAGCCUUCGUUUAUUGCUGAACCAAAUGCAGAUACAGCAGCAACAGUUAGAGCGACAGCUUCAACAGGAGCAAUACAGACGACAACAGCUAGAAGCACAUUUACAGCAUCAACAGUUAAGAUUGACAGCACCUCCACAGCGAGAAAACGAAAUCCCGAAUUACACCUUUGGCGCGAUUUCAGGAUACUGGGGUCCGUACAAUCAACGAGACUCCGGGAUAGCUGAACAUCCCCAGGAAUAUGAGCAACAAAAUUUCAGGGGAACGCCUAAUAGAUCCAACACACCGAGAAUCAAUACUCAACAGUCAAAUAGUUACAGAUUUCUGCAACCGGUACAUAAGUGGUCAUUCGAGUACUCAGGAGAAGGUAACAUCGUAAAGUUAGGCGAAUUUCUGAAUCAGGUGAACACCUACGCUGUCACCGAAGGCAUGGAUGAGCAAACAUUGCUUCGCUCAAUCAAACAUCUAUUGAAAGGAAGAGCACUUCAGUGGUACACGCGCUCGUAUCUAAUCCUUACAACUUGGGACAUCUUUAAAGCAGAAAUCAAACAAGAGUUCUUACCUCCGAACUACUCGGAGAUUGUGAAGCAGGAUCUGUACUUACGAUUCCAAGGUCCAAAUGAGUCAUUCACAACAUUCUACAGAGACCUAGUAGCGGCGUUCGAGAUAAUGGAACCAGCAAUAUCAGAGUCAGAGAAGUUAUUCAUCUUGAAAUCACAUCUCAACACGGACUUCUCCCCAAUUGCUUCGGCGUCCCGAUCGGCGAGUGUCCGUGACCUCGUGGCAGUAUGCAAAGAUUUCGAAGUUUCUCGUUCUUACGCACUAAGAGGGCGAGCACCAACAACGCGAGUCCUAGGAACCCGGCAUGAGAAUUCAUCACUUCAUCAGCCCGUGAUCAAUAGAUUGGACAACAGUGGCCGGCCGCCAUUAAAUCGACAACCGUACGGCACAGCGCGGGUCAGCAUGGUAGAGCAUAAUCAAGAGGUCGAAGAAGAAGUGGAUCCGGUGAGCAUCAGAAGAGAAGCGUUUCAUCAGGACAUUGCUUACCGGAACGAAGCUGCGUCGAAUCUAACAGAAGAGGUAAAUGCCAUUCGAGGGCAGAAUAAUUGGAGCGGAAGAUCGGCGUCUGACACCACAUCGAACCAGUCGGGUAGGAAUUCCAUACGGGAGGCUCCAAUAGUAACAGUAUGUUGGCAAUGUGAAAACCCUGGACACACUUAUUUCAGAUGUCCUAAUCCAAAACGCUACUUGUUUUGCUACAGCUGCGGCAAGAAAGGAUGUACAACGCGCAACUGCGAAGCCUGCAUCUUACGCUGGAGACAAUUAGACACACAAAAUGAGCUUCCGAUUUCGGGAAACCGGAACUGGGAGAACCCACAGUAA
Molecule: messenger RNA, 2193 nt
Organism: Armigeres subalbatus
Lineage: Eukaryota; Metazoa; Arthropoda; Insecta; Diptera; Culicidae
Molecular function (GO): nucleic acid binding; zinc ion binding
Source: RefSeq, a predicted model, not a curated record